GAAUGAGGCUGUUUGUUGCAGGCACAGGGAGAAACAAAUGGAGCUUUACUCAUUGGAGUCUCUUGGUCGACCUAGCAUUGCUGGGCUCUUUCAAGGGCCCUUUCUGCUCACUGGGGAUAUUACUCUUGUAAUGAACUGCCUAGGGUGUCUACAUCAACACUGCCCUCUACCAAAUAGAAUCGGAACUGCUCGGCUGUGUGCCAUAGACUCUAUACUGCAAGCAGUUGAUGGAGAUUCUCCUUUAGAACGAGUGGGAGGGGCCUGGGCUGUUGGAGCAGUAGGAUCCGAGUUUCAGAUGGUUCCAGCCUGGUGACAACAGUAAAGUUCCUAGCUGACCCUGCAGUUGUUACUCCAGCGCAUCUCUGGACAGAGUAUCGCUAUAGUUGUAGAGCUGUAGAUUGUCUACUCUAUCAAGUAUAGCUUAGGGGGAGGGAUAGCUCAGUGAUUUGAGCAUUGGCCUGCUAAACCCAGGAUUGUGAGUUCAAUCCUUGAGGGAGCCACUUAGGGAACUGGGGUAAAAAUCUGUCUGGGGAUUGGUCCUGCUUUGAGCAGGGGGUUGGACUAGAUACCUCCUGAGGUCCCUUCCAACCCUGAUAUUCUAUGAAAUCAGUGAAAUAAAUAUUAGAAACAACUGAAUUCUGCUGCCUGAUUCCAAGCCCAUAAAUGAAUCACAUUCCAGCAAAUCUGCAAAAAAAAUCCCCAUUGGCUGACAUUCUGAGCACCUCCCCACAAUGUAUAGAUUUACCUGCUCAACAUCGCUGUGGAAGGGGAGUAGCCCCAUUUUUCAGAUGGGGAAACUGAGGCACAGAGACACAAAGUGACUAGCUCAAGGUCACCCAAGGAGCCUGUGGCGGAGCCAGGAACAGAGCCCAGACUCCCUCCCCCCAAUCCAGUGACUUCACGACAAGCCCAUCCCCUCUUCCUUGCCUAUGUCACUUCAUGGGCCAAAUUCAUCCCCUGGUGGACAUCCACUGACCUCAGUGGUGUGACCCCCUCCCAGGGGUGAUUCCAACUCUCUUUUUAUUUUUAAAGUGCUUGGAGAUCACUUGGCUGAAGGAUGCUGUAGAAAUGCAAAAUAUAUUCUAGAUACCUCAGCAGCCUCGGGGGUCAACACCAACAGUUGGUUCUGAAUUUCCUUGUGGCUACUUGCUUACAAACCAUUAUACAAAAAUCCCCCUGCCCCCUUACAAACAAUUCGUCUCGGUCCCUUUCUUUGCUGAUUUCCUUUGCUGGCGAGGGGCCUUCGGCCCAGUGCUGUUGGGUGUUUGGUUGUUCUCUGGCCUCUCUUUGCAGCUCUGGAUGGUGGUAACCCCCCCUCGCUGAUGCCUGAGAAGAUAAGGGUUUGGUUCGAACAUCUGAACCAUUGAACAUUGCGGUGGCUCUUCGCCAGGGCAGCUGGAGCAAUGAGGCAGGCGGGCGGCUUGGAGAAAGCAGUGCCUGCAGCGCUGCUUUUAUUGUGCUGGAGAAAAGAGAGUCCCCGUCCCGGCUCCCGAUGGACGUCCUGCCGCUCCUCAUCCUCCUGGCGUGCACGUGGCGCUCCCCUUCUCUGGCUGCUCCUUUCACCUACCAGCUGGCCCGGCUCAGCUCCCAGCGGAGCAGCUGCAAGGCCAUCCCCAGCAGCAUGACUCUCUGCCACGGGGUCGGGUACAACGAGAUGCGGCUGCCCAACCUGCUGGGCCAUGAGAGCAUGAAGGAAGCUCUGCAGCAAGCCGCCUCCUGGGUGCCGCUGCUCACCAAGCAGUGCCACGGAGACACCAAGAAAUUUCUGUGCUCACUCUUCGCCCCCGUGUGCAUCAGCGACCUGGAGGAUCCCGUCUACCCCUGCAGGUCCCUCUGCGAGGCGGUGAGAGACGGCUGCACCCCUGUCAUGGCUGCCUUUGGCUUCCCCUGGCCAGAGAUGUUCAACUGCAGCAGGUUCCCUCGGGGGAACGAACUGUGCGUCCCGCCGGCCGGCCCGGACGACCGACUCCAGCUCGCGAAGGAAGACGCAGUGUGCGCAGCCUGUAUCAGCCGAGGGCACAGCGAAAAGGAGUUCCUGGAAAACUUCUGCAGCCAAGAUUUUGCCCUGAAAAUGAGCAUCAAAGCGCUGUCCAGCGCGGACGGAGACUUGAAAGUGACCCCGGAGCUCAAGAGCCGGACCCUCUACAAGCAGGGAGGCUGGUCGGAAGAAGAGCUGAAGAAGCCAGUCCUGUGGCUGACACACGGCGAGAGCUGCGCCUGCGAAGAACUCCGCGGGCAGGGCACCGUGGUCUUGGCCAUGGGCCACAAGGCAGCCGGCCGCUUGGUCAUCUCCUGGGUGAGGAGGUGGCAGCGAGGGGAGCGGGAGCUGAAGAAAUUCACCCGGGCUGUGCGGAAGAUCCAGUGCUAAAGGGGAGGGACGCGGCUUUGCGCUGAGGUCGUCUCCCUCCCGCACGUGCUGUGAAUUCUUCCCACUCCAGCCGGAAAACGUAUUAGAUUUAGCCAGGCUCUUACCGUGAAAACAGCCCCCCCUUCCCCCAGUUACGGCGUUCAGAGGGAAUCCACAAACUCAGCCAGGAAGCAGCUGACUCAAGCGUCCUCCGGAGGGUGUGUGCAGACCAAGGAGACCAGAGGCACAGACAAGCCAGCCCCCCUACCUCAGGCCCAUGCGGUUAGCUGUAGGGCAGGGGUGGCCAACCUGAGCCUGAGAAGGAGCCAGAAUUUACCAAUGUACAUUGCCAAAGAGCCACAGUAAUACAUCAGCAGCCCCCCAUCAGCUGCCCCCACCACUCC
Molecule: messenger RNA, 2751 nt
Organism: Mauremys mutica (yellowpond turtle)
Lineage: Eukaryota; Metazoa; Chordata; Testudines; Geoemydidae
Product: secreted frizzled-related protein 2-like
Exons: 4
Coding region: 1493-2368 (291 amino acids)
Biological process (GO): negative regulation of canonical Wnt signaling pathway; non-canonical Wnt signaling pathway; canonical Wnt signaling pathway
Molecular function (GO): Wnt-protein binding
Source: RefSeq, a predicted model, not a curated record